Pelobates cultripes (western spadefoot toad) is the source of this 25880-nucleotide messenger RNA. The record is from the annotation of a GenBank genome assembly. NCBI's taxonomy places the organism in Eukaryota, Metazoa, Chordata, Amphibia, Anura, Pelobatidae.
AGGUUCUACUGCGUCAGUGACCCCGUGUUUUAUUUCAAGGCAUUAAACGGAAGGAAACAUGACUGCGGCAGAGAAUGUGUGCUACACGCUCAUCAAUGUUCCCAUGGAUUCAGAGCCCCCGUCUGAAAUCACCCUGAAGACUGAUCUUGGUAAAUAACAUGCCACUUCGGUGACACUUUCUAUUAAUGCAAACCAUUACUCCAACAUGGAGGGUCAUUUACACAAUGCAUUAGUCAUAAGGGCUCAUUAUUGCCUCUCACACCUUCCAGCUAUUAAAAAGUGGAAGCAGCCUGGAAUAGUAGAAGAGUAUGCUGUGAGUUUGCUUGGGGUCGGUGGGAGUUCUCAAAUGUUGCAGAAUAAUAUGACUACUUCCACCCUUUUCCCAGAUUUGUGCACAAUGCACAUUUUGAGCUAUCUUUCAGCAAUUUUCACUGAGCCAAGAAAUGUCUAAGAUUUUAAGAGUUUAUUCCAAUUCUUUAAGAGUUAUGCCAGGCACCAUAACCACUUCAUUGAUUUUGUGGUGCUUGAAGUCUGUAUGUGCAUGGUUUCACAGUGAAACGCUGAACAUGCCGAAUUAAUCCCUUUUCUGCCGGUGGUGUAACUCCACCUCUAGUGGUGUCUUAAGGCAUCAUCACGAUAAUGUCCAUUCUCUGCAAAUUUAGAUGCAUUGACGCUGCUUCAUUGGCUGAGAAAGGUCAGCUGACACUCUGUCACUGAAUGAGCGGUAAGAUUGACAGCCAGUUCUGCAGAAGUCAGAUUCUGUUAAACCUGCCAGGAGCCUAGUGGGCAAGCUGUUAAUGUAAAAUGAUUUGCCUCAUUAUCGGGGAACAGUGCAGUGUUAAUCUUGUCAUCAAAUUUCAAUUUAGUUGUAAUAUUUUUUUGACUAAAAAUUUUUUUAGUUUUAGUCAUAUUUUAGUAAUCUGAAUUGUUUUUAGUUUUAGUCGACUAAAUCAAAAAAUUUAGAUGACUAACAUUUGACUAAAAUUGUUAGCCAACAACAUUAAAGGGAUUCUAUAGUGCCAGGAAAACAAAGCCAUUUUCCUGGCACUAUAGAAUCCUACAGUGCCCCCUUCCCUCCAGGCUUAAGGGGUUUAAAACCCCUUCAGUCACUUACCUGAAUCCAGAGCUGAUGCCCCUCGGUGCUGGGUCAGGCUCGGCCCGUGCUUUUCCCCCGCUGACGUCAAUGAUUUUGCUGUGGGGGAAAAUCUGACACUGGACAUCCUCAUGCAGAGCUUAAGGACGUCCAGCGUCCGAUAACUGACCAAAGGUCCGUUUCAAUCUAGGACGUCCCUCUAGUGGCUGUCUGGUAGACAGUCACUAGAAGUGGAGUUAACCCUGGAUAGUAAUUAUUACAGUUUUUCAAUAACUGCAGUAAUUACUAUUGCAGGGUUAAGGGACAUGGGACAUUGCACACAAACUACUUCAAUGAGCUGAAGUGGGCUGGGUGCCUACAGUAUCCCUUUAACACUGCCAGCAAGCCAUUUAUUUAAGAAUAUCUGGGUGUGGGUGUCUGUUCCUAUAUUUGCAAUGAUAAUCUUGAUGGUUUCUUUUCUCUCCCUAGAAAAAGGAGACAUCAAAUCCAAGACAGAGGCUCUGAAGAAAGUUAUUAUAAUGAUUUUAAAUGGCGAGAAGCUGCCAGGUCUCCUGAUGACGAUCAUUCGCUUUGUGCUGCCCCUCCAAGAUCACACCAUAAAGAAACUGCUUCUAGUCUUCUGGGAGAUCGUCCCCAAAACUACCCCCGAUGGCAAAUUGCUGCAGGAAAUGAUCCUUGUUUGCGAUGCUUACAGAAAGGUGAGCAGGCUAUUACUAAUCUAUUACAUGUGGCUGUGAAUGUACAAGGCUAUACUAAUCUACAUGUGGCUGUGAAUGAACUAGUAUGCUAUAUUAAUCUACUUCACGUGGCUGUGAAUGUACAAGGCUCUACUAAUCUACACGUGGCUGUGAAUGCACUAGCCUAUACUAAUCUAUUACAUGUGGCUGUGAAUGAACUACUAGGCUAUACUAAUCUACUACAUGCGGCUGUGAAUGAACUACUAGGCUAUACUAAUCUACUACAUGCAGCUGUGAAUGAACUUCUAGGCUAUGCUAAUCUACUACAUGCAGCUGUGAAUGAACUAGGCUAUACUAAUCUACUACAUGUGGCUUUGAAUGAACUAACUAGGCUAUACUAAUCUACUACAUGUGGCUUUGAAUGAACUAACUAGGCUAUACUAAUCUACUACAUGUGACUGUGAAUGCACUAGGCUAUACUAAUCUACAUAUAGCUACAGAUGCACAGUUAUAUUACAUUUUAUUCAAUAAAUGACAUUGAUAAUAAGUUAUGUAGUUGGUUCAAAAAUGCCAUUGCCAAUAAAAAUUGCACAAGUGCACAAACUGCAUUAUUUUGCUAUAAAAGCUUGAAUUCGGUCUAUAUGUAACCGUUGUUUUGUAUUUGUAUUAUUAUUCGUAUGAAAAUAGUGAAAAUUAUUUUCCUUUUCAUACCAGCGAGUACAAAAAUAAUGAGACUGAGGGGCUUUAAUAAGUCUGCUUUGUUUCCAAUAUGCUUUUUAUUUAUUCCUAGCAGAUUAUAUUUUGGGUAGGUGUUAUCUCAAUAACCCAGUAAAAUUAUUUUAAAAUGUAGGUUAGUUGCAGAUGAAGUAUAUAGACAGUUUCUGUAAAUCUGAAUCAGAGAGAUGAUCUGAAUUAAUGAAGUACAAGAGAUCCGGUUAAAGAACAGAAGGUUAUGGCAGUUAAAAUAUGGCUUGUUACAAUUGAUGAUGGGAUUUUGUUUUCCCUUUUCACGAGAUAUAACUCUAUAAUAUCUCUUCGUAGGAUUUACAGCAUCCCAAUGAAUUCAUCCGCGGCUCCACACUGCGUUUUCUCUGCAAGCUGAAGGAGGCCGAGCUUCUUGAGCCACUGAUGCCGGCAAUCCGAGCAUGCCUUGAGCACCGGCACAGUUAUGUACGCAGAAAUGCCGUGCUUGCCAUAUACACAAUCUACAGGUGAGAUCUGGUAUAUCUAGGGUAUUUAGAGGACACACAAUGAUGUUCUUUUAGUAAUGUCUGUAUCUGUAGCAUUCAGAGGACAGGCUGUGAUAUUCUAGUAAUGUCUGGAUCUGGGGCUUUCAGAGUACAGGCAUUGGCAUGUUCUUCCAGUAAUGUGUCGAUUUGGGGGAUAUUGCAAGUUCAUCUAAUAAAGUCUGGAUCUCCCGUUGUUCAAAGAGCUAAUAGUCAAAUGUUCAUUUAGCAAAGGCUGUGUCAAUCUAAUGCUAAAAACCCCAGAACUCCCAGCGCCAAAGGGUAAAGUGAGAGAGAAAAAAGUCAUAUACAUAUACUAGCAUUAUAAUGCACCAAUAACGUCUGAACACAUAGUGAAUGGUUGUUAGAAAUGACAGUAAUGGCCACAAACCAGCAGCUUCAUGUCCACAUCUGAUCCGGUACGCGCUGCACUUCCAUGGGAACUUGUUCUGGCAGAGUUCUGUGUACAAAUAGUUUUAUUAAAUAAAUGUUUUAAAAUGCUUAUGAUGUGACAGUUUGAUCAGGCGUAUCUGUGAAAAAGCCAGUAACAGACAUGUUAUCCAGGCAAUAGGUGACAUUGAUGGUUUGUAGAAUCCACAGGGAACAUAUUUGAGGGCUAGGUGAAAGUGUCUGUUUAUAUCGUUCUGUUCAUACUGUUAUAUGGUUCUUUGUUUUUCCUGUGCAAACUUGUCUUUCCUUUCUCUCUUUGAGCUAAUAUUUUGAUAUCUGCUCAUUGCCAUUUGAGUUUAUUGCAAACAGUUGUUCGUGUUUAAUUUUCAAUGUUAUUUACUGAUUUCUAGAAACUUUGAACACCUUAUCCCGGAUGCCCCUGAAUUAAUCCAUGAUUUCCUGGUGAAUGAGAAAGAUGCAAGCUGCAAGAGAAAUGCCUUUAUGAUGCUUAUCCAUGCAGAUCAGGUGAGGCUUGGUCUGAAGACUGCUGCGGCAUUGUUCGAACUGAUCAUUGGGGCAAACGUCUGUUAACACGAGUGUCUUUAGCCUGUGUCUUGUUUGGGAGGUGGGAAGUGUUCAGUAUAUAAUGUCCGUUUCUUUGUACAUGGAAUAUACCCAUCUGCAUCAAGCCGUUUUGUCACUAAAAUAUUCUUUACAUAAAUCAGAAUCUUCUUGACAGAUAAUUUUCAUCUGACCUGGAAGCAGUAAAUGUAUUUGUAAUAAAUAUUGAGCGUAUGAUUAUUUCUUGGUGUGGAGGUGACCACCUGAAACCGCAGUAUGAUUGUCACACCCUCCGUAACAUUUGCUGUUAAAGCACAGAGAACAUAGUGUGAUCUCAUCCACUAAUCUCGAAUUUUUUUGAGCAGGUUCUCUCCCAGCAUGUAAUUCUGCAGAAAGUAGUAUGAAGCCAUUUUGCCUUCCUUUUUUCUUGAGGGAUUCACAUUAGUUAGAAUUUGUUUAUUACAGAAAAAAGGAGAGAUUUAAAAGGUGGGAAAUAGAGCAUUGAACGUUGAAUUGAAUGGGAUUUUGAAUAUGAACCUUUCUAAUUGAGACACUUACUGUGUGUUAGAAGAUAAGUCUGUUUACGCUGGUUCUGUUGGAUAAGGAGAUUACUUUGUGCAUGUGUGUAUAUAAUAAAUUUAAAAAACAAAAUUAUAUAUACUCCUAUCAUAAAAAUCACAAGAGGUUUACUGCAGAAGCACAUAGAUGCUAUCUAAAUAUACAGUUGAUUAACUGGACGGUGUUGCAUGACUGCCUAUAUCACCGUUUUUUAACUGAAAAGCCCGUUGUGAUGUCCUCUCAAUGUUCCCUGAAUACCCAUAGUCCGUGGGUGUAUACAACUUUGGCCUUUAAUGAUUGGCCACUGUUGUAAAUGUCUUUUUGCUCCUGUAGCUUUUUGAAGCAUUUUACCAUUAUUAAUUGUUAAAGUUUUUGGUUGAUGCAUGACUUCUUUCUUCAUGUCCACCAGGAGCGUGCUCUGGAUUAUCUGAGUACCUGCAUCGACCAAGUACAGACAUUUGGUGAUAUCCUACAGCUGGUCAUUGUUGAGCUCAUAUACAAGGUGUGUACUAAGGGUGCAAUCUGUGUGUGGCGUGGGUUGUGGGCGCUCUCUGGGUGUGGGUUGAGGGUGCAAAUUAUGGAUGAGGUUUCACUGGAAUAUUUUUUGUUUCUCUUUCUAUUCUGUUUGAUAUUUGAGGCUGGUUCGAUUAGUUUGCUAAUUUUAGUAGCUUUUAUUAUAAAGUGUUCUUGUUGUUACUAACUAUUUAAUUACUUUUCAUUUUGUAAAGCUUUAAUCUUUUGCUGCAUGAACAAUACACAAAUUUGUAGUUGGCCUUGAGCUGUAGACACAAUGUUGGCUGUGGCCUGCAUGUUGGUUUUGUCUUCACCCCUCAACUCCUAGUCUUCCAAACCUCUUAGUUAAUUAAAAGGGUUUUAGGAUGACAGGGGAGGGCCAGAGGCAAAAUAAAACUUCAGUAAGAUGAAGUUAAAGUGCCUACAGUGUCUCUUUCAUUCAUUCAUUCAUCCAUUUCUUUUUUUUGAUCCUGUCCUUUGGCCUGAUGUAAGGAGCUUUGUGUUCAUUUGCCUUUUACAUCCUCUAAACCAUGUCUACGUCCUGCAGGUUUGCCAUGCCAAUCCAUCAGAAAGAGCUCGUUUUAUUCGGUGCAUCUUCAACCUCUUGCAGUCUUCCAGCCCAGCCGUGAAAUAUGAAGCAGCAGGGACUCUUGUAACAUUGUCCAGUGCACCGACCGCCAUCAAGGUAAUGUGGGAAUUCCUGGUACAAGAUAUCUUCAUAAGAAGAACUUUUUAAAGUCCUUGACAUGGCCACAGGCAGGUUUUAGAAUGAGACUGACCUCCGUUAGAUGAAGAAGUAACUCCACCUGUAAGGAGCUUUUUGUUUUGGCCCUCGGGAUCUAAUCCGUCCAGUAGGGUUUAUGAGAUUUCAUUCAGCUGCCUGAUAGGUAUAUUGCUGCUGUUAUAAGACACUCACUAAAAUGUGAGUUGAUAGUAAUUCAAAGUAAAUUUCAAAUUCUAGCUAAAAUUGCUCAGUUAUAAUAUAUCUCCAAGCCAGCUAUAUUUUCAGUUCUGCUAGUUUGGCCUCAAAUUUGAAAUUCACUUUGAAUUAAUGAGAAUUCACACUUUAGUGAAUAACCCUAUGUAAGCCGGGAUACAAUGAUUUAAUCAGCCCCUUGUACAUCGUAACUUAAGCAACGGACAUGGGUUGCUAUGGUGCAUAUAAUGCUUUAAUUCACCAUAUAUAACCUGCUCUGCCAGUUAUUUUCCUAAAGGUUAUUCUUAGUGGCUAAUUGUAUAACGACAGUCACUGGAUAACCAUAAUUUAGUGAGACAUAAAACAAAAGAAAAAUGUAAAGUCUUCGUCUGGUUAUAGCGGGCGUGAAAGUGUUCCCCAUCAGUAACUGGUAUAGUUACAUAUCACAUAGUUACAUAGCUCAAAAGAGACUUGCGUCCAUUAAGUUCAGCCUUCCUCACAUAUGUAUUUGCUGUUGAUCCAGAAGAAGGCAAAAGACCCAGUUUGAAGCACUUCCAAUUUUGCAACAAACUAGGAAAAAAUUUCCUUCUUGACCCCAAAAUAGCAGUCAGAUGUCUCCUUGGAUCAUGCAGCUAUUACCCCACUAAUUAGAAAUUAUAUCUGUAAGGAAACCUAGUAUAUCCAAUACUCAUUCGGUAGUUUCCUUCCGAACGGCCAGAGCAUCAGUGACUAUAACUCUCCGUUCGGCAGAUAAAAUAAACUAUUCCCAUACGAAUGCAAUAGCUUUACCAGACGAUUCCCUUAGUAAAGCAUAUGAAUACCCAAACAUCAGCCGGAGUCUAGAAGAAGGGUGCAACAUAACUGAGCUUUAUUGUGCCACACUGGCUUUUAUGCAAGUCCCCGUGUAAGGGGACAUCCCACAGGGAGGGACAUGGUACAGCCAAUCAUAACAAGAAAAAUAGUUAUACACUCCCAUUGCAAACAUACAAUUCCCUCUUAGGAGACCGGCUUCCCAUGGGGCUGCUGCCCAAAACAGUUCCAUAAGUUUGGGUGGUUUUGCUGGUCUAUUUCGUAAAGUUGAAAUAAACAAAAAAUCCCACGAACGAUUUCCCCUGGCUCCUAGCAGCGAUUGUUCCCCUCAUACGAAUGCACAAAAGUACCGAACAGCACUCUCCUAGCUGUUCGGGAAACAAAGAUCCAGCGUUCGUAUGUUGGGACCGGUGUUCGGGAAGUCGAGUGUCUUUUUAGUUCCAGACACUCGACGACCAAGUCCCGCUGCCUUUGUUCACACAAACAAGAUGGCCGCCGUUUUCUCAGCCACGUGGCGAUCGGCAGUACGAACAGCGGCUGCACGGGUAGAGGGUUUAAUUGAAGCAUGCUUUUGAAGUUAACAAGCCGCGGGGAGAGGGGGGGGUGUCUCUGCUCGUUAGUUAAAUCUACCGAAUGAAAAGGGGAGAAAUAACGAACACUAAGAGGGAUUUCUUCACAAUAUCCCUGUAUGUUAUGUUUUUGCAAGUAUUUAUCCAAUUGCAGUAUAAACAUUUGUAUGGACUCUGAUAAAACCACUUCUUCAGGCAAAGAAUUCCAUACCCUUAUGCACUUACUGUAAAAAAAACAAACCUUUUCUUUGCCUUAAAUGAAAUUUCCUUUUUUCCAGCCUAAAUGCGUGACCUCGUGUCCUAUGUUUAGCCCUGUUUAUGAAUAGUUUUUCAGAUAAUGGUUUGUACUGGCCCCGACUAUAUUUGUAUAAUGUUAUCAUAUCCCCUCUCAGGCGUGUUUUUUUCCAAACUAAAGAGAUUUAAAUUUUUUAACCUUUCUUCUUAACUAAAAUGGUCCAUUCCUUUUAUGAAUUUUGUGGCUUGUCUCUGCACUUUUUCUAGUGCCAUGAUAUCCUUCUUUAGAACAGGUGCCCAAAAUUGCACAGCAUAUUCAAGGUGUGGUCUUACCAGCGAUUUAUAAAAAGGCAAAAUUAUUUUUUCAUCCCGAGAAUUUAUGCCCCUAUUUAUACAUGACAAAACCUUACUGGCCUUAGCAACCGCAGAUUGACAUUGCAUAUUGCUGCCUAAAUUGUUGUCUAUGACAAUUCCCAAAUCCUUCUCGUGUGUGGUUAUCCCUAAUUCACUACCAUUUAGGGUGUAAGUUGCUUGUGCAUUCUUGACCCCGAAUUGCAUAACUUUGCAUUUUUCUACAUUCAAUUUCAUCUGCCAUUUUAGUGCUCAGUCCCCGAAUCUAUCUAAAGCCCUCUGCAGCAAAGCAAUAUCCUGCUCACAUUUUAUUACUUCACAAAGUUUUGUCAUCUGCAAACACUGAUACAUGGCUUUCAAUGCUUAUUUCAAGAGCAUUUAUAAAUAUGUUGAAUAGAAGUCGUCCCAAAAUAGAACCCCGAGGGACACCACUUACCACUUUUGUCCAGCCUGAAAAUUUACCAUUAAUGACUACUCGUUGUACUCUAUCCUUAAGCCAAUGUUCUACUCAAGAACAAGAAUAUUCAUCUAGACCAAUUUCUUUUAGUUUGAAGAAUAACCUAUUGUGAGGAACCGUAUCAAAUGCCUUGGCAAAAUCCAAGUAGAUCACAUCCACUGCAACACCCUGAUUUAUACUUCUACUUACUACUUCAUGCAUUCUUUGGCGAUCAAUUUCUCAUUUUCUAGUUUAGCCACUUUAACCCCUUAACGACCAAACUUCUGGAAUAAAAGGGAAUCAUGACGUUAGACAUGUCAUGUGUCCUUAAGGUGUUUAAUUAGCUUUUUGCAAGUAUUAUUGGCUUUUUUUAUAUAGGAUGCCUCUGAUUUGUCCAAUUUAAAUGCCUUAAAUGCCCUUUUCUUAUUUUUAAUCUCUUGUUUUACUUCUCUACUAAGUAACAUUGGUUUCAAUUUGUUUCUUUUAUAUUUAUUACCCAAUGGUACAUACUGAAAAAUGUGCCUUUCUAAUAUUUGUUGGAAGAUGUUCCAUUUAUCCUCAGUGUUUUUUACUAAGGAGUUUAUGCCAGUUGAUAUCUUGUAGAGCUGCCCUUAUCUUAUUGAAAUUGGCUUUUUUAACAUUUGUUUUUUAGUAUACUCCACGUGAGUUUGCUUUUUUGAGUUUAUUUAAAAGAUUACCAUAUUGUGAUCACUAUUUCCCAAAUGCUCACCUACUUGAAUGUUGGUAAAAAGAUCAACAUUGUUUGUUAUAACGAGAUCCAGACAAGCAUCCUUUCUAGUUGGUGCUUGUACCAGUUGUGACAUAAAGGUGUAAUUUAACACAUUCCAAAAUCUGAUUCCCUUUGCUGAAGUACUAGUCUUUCUAUCCCAAUUUAUGUCUGGAUAAUUAAAAUCUCCAAUGAUUAACGUGUUACCCUGAUUUGCAGCUUUCCCAAUUUGCUCUAACAGCUGUUCUUCCUCAUUAUUAUUUACAUUAGGUGGUUUAUAACACAUCCCAACCAAUAAUUGGCAUCCCUUUGUUUGCCCCAAGCAGAUAUCUACCCAUAAAGCUUCCACAUUUUCCUCGUCACACUCCACAUGCCUAAGAUUUGACUUUAACUCAUGGUUGACAUACAAACAUACCCCACCAGCCUUCUUUUUUUGUUUUUCCUAUCCUUCCUAAAUAACAUGUACCCAUUUAAAUUAACUGCCCAGUCGUGUCUCAUCCCACCAUGUUUCUGUUAUGCCUAUUAUAUCAAUUUAUUUAUUCUAGUUCCCCCAUUUUGUUAUAUAGGCUCCUUGCAUUAGUAAUAGAUCACAUGGUUUUAUACCUUAGAUAAUUGCUUUCUGACUGGGAGCACCUACUUUUCCUUUCCCACAGUAUGCAAGAAUAUGGCCAUUUAGUCCAGCGUAUACUCUGCUUUUCCAACAGACUGCCCAGCGCCUGUCCUCAUAUCACACAGUGCUGCAGGUCUCUGUAAUAAUUAUACCUGUCAUAACUACUGGAUGUAGAUUUUCAUCCCAGAGUCUGUUUAAAGUGAAAUCCGUGUCAGCCUGUUCAUGAAGACUAAUAUACCAAUUGUUCUAUCUACCACUAGGCAGCGGCUCAGUGCUAUAUCGAUCUGAUCAUUAAGGAGAGUGAUAACAAUGUAAAACUCAUUGUCCUGGAUCGUCUCAUUGAACUAAAAGACCAUCCUUCUCAUGAACGAGUGCUACAGGUGAGCAGAAAGUCCUUCCACUGGAAUUCUCAUUAAUGUCUCUUUAAAUCCUGGCAUUGUCUAGGGUACAGAGGCCUGUAAUGUGAGAGAUAUCAUUCUGUUAUCCAUGUCUGUGGAGUAAUAGGACAUUUUAUUGAUAAAAGGUAUUUAAGGCUGUAUUGUUUGUUUUUCACCCCAAAGGACCUGGUAAUGGACAUCUUGAGAGUUUUGAGCACCCCAGAUUUGGAGGUACGAAAGAAGACUCUGCAGUUGGCUCUUGACCUGGUUUCUUCACGAAAUGUAGAGGAGGUAAAAUGCGUGGUGUGUUUGUGUGAAUGAGUGAACGCUAAACUCUCUUGCAUGUGCUCAUGCUGAGUUCUUUGCUUUGGUUCCAGCUGGUGAUUGUCCUAAAGAAGGAAGUUAUUAAAACCAACAAUGUAUCUGAACAUGAAGACACAGACAAAUACCGGCAGCUUCUAGUGCGUACCUUGCACUCGUGUAGCGUCCGCUUCCCAGAUAUGGCCGCCAAUGUCAUCCCUGUGGUAAGUAGGAAAUAUUGAACUCGUAUUGUGCGUUACGUGAAUUUGCAGCAAUACCUACAAUAACAAGAUAAACCCUGGACAAUGUAAUUCGAGGUAGAAAUUUUGGUUAAUGGCAAUGUAAGCCAGGCUCUGGUGAGGAGGAAAUAAAAUGGGCAAUUGAGCUGUGGCUGUGUUUGAGACGCACUUUAACGAACAGAGGCUUACUACCAACAGAGACAAAGUAGCAGUCGCUAUAACUACAUAAAACAUAAGGUGCAGUCCGUAAAAUUGAUUUCUCUGAAUAUGGAGUAUACGGUGAAAUAGAAUAUCUUGAUUUUAAAACGCAGACGAGAAACACGAUAACUAAAGUUCUUUCAGUAGGAUUGUUCUACUUUUUUAUUUUAUGCAGCGCGAUCAUUAAAUGUCAAUAGCUGUUGAUAGUUCCUGCAACUCUAAAUAAUGUUUAUUUUCUGCAGCCUCUAGAACAUGGCAGUAGUUAACAUUUCCCGUAACGUUGCUCCCUGCCGCACUGAUAGGGUUACUAAUCGUCCAUUUUUGUUCCAGCUAAUGGAGUUUCUUAGCGAUAGUAAUGAGGCUGCCGCAGCCGAUGUUUUGGAAUUUGUACGCGAAGCUGUUCAGCGCUUUGAUAACCUUCGACCUCUGAUUGUGGAGAAGAUGCUGGAAGUGUUUCACGCCAUUAAAUCUGUCAAGUAUGUAUUCAGAUUGCAUUUAAGCUGUCACUUUGCAUUUCAAAAUUUAUAUUAAAAAAUGUUAAAUAUUGUUUCGGAACACAUAAAAAUGCUUUGUGUAGAAAGGGAAGCCUUUUAUUAAUUGUUCAGGCUCAUCAUCAUUGCUAAACCAUUUAAAGAAUUGAGUAUAUGUGAUGUCUGGUCCUCUCCUGCAGGUAAGACCCAGGUAAAUGCACUUCUGGCACCAUAAUCACUAAAGAGGGCCUCAUCGGCAUUUCUACUAAUCACGUAGUUGAAACUUCCAUGGUCGUUAUCUGGUGCUAUCAGCUGGGGGUACUCUCAGUACUGGCGGUUAUGGUGCUUAGACUGAGCCUGGAAUGUUAUAGUUAAUCAGAUUUUUAUUUAAUUCUUUACAUCCUACCCUCUUUCUUAACCCACGAAUGCAGCAAUUUUAUUGCAGGAAAUUCAUUCUGUUGCCAUCCAAUGAGAGUCUAAAACAUGCACGUUAAUAUUAUUUCAGGAUUUACAGAGGGGCUCUCUGGAUUCUUGGUGAAUACUGCAGCACAAAAGAUGAUAUCCAAAGCGUCAUGACUGAAGUUCGUAGGUCUCUGGGAGAGGUAAGCACUGCUUAAAUAUACAAAUGUUCAUCUGGUAACAAAGAAAAAACACUAUUUCCAGGACAUAACUCGCACACCAUCCAUUUAACCAAUUCAUUGAGUGAAGCUAUUUUCAAGAAUUCUAGUUAAUGAGUUGUCUGCAAACCUUUAAUUUAUUUUGUGAACAUGAAAUGUAAAUUAAGAUAAUUAUAAUAUUUCAUGAAGGUGAAAUAUGUUGUGUCGCCAUGGAUCCCACUGAUCAGGGAUUUCCGUCACAUGUAUUACUACUAUUACAUGACUGUCUGCAGUAAAUUUGGCAAGGGUUCGGAUUUUAGAGUUUGCGUCCCUUGAAUUUCAGGUCCCAAUCGUUGAGACAGAGCUGAAAAAGGAAUCUGGUGAAUUAAAGUCUGAAGAAGAAGUGUCUGUUGGUCCUGCACAAAAGCUGGUGACCGAAAUGGGAACCUAUGUCACCCAAAGUGCCCUCAGUAGUUCACGGCCUGCAAAGAAAGAGGAGGACAGGUUAGUGCUAUGUCUGCCAGGUUAUAAAUAAUACUAAGCCAAAAAAAGACGUACAAUAAACGGUCACUUCAAAUAUUCCAACAUGUUCUAUUUUGUAUGAGGUUUUAUUUUGGAAAUGGUGGAACUGUCCCUGCAGAGCAUCAUGAGAAAUGUGGUCCCACAACCUCUUCAGCGCCAGUGCUAGCUGUCACUGCCUCAUAUUAGAGAUUUGUAUCCAAGGCCAGUGGUGCAGAUAUCCGGUAUCUGAUAUCCUCCUGGGGCACAGACAUCUAAGAAACUGUGUGCGCUGGAAUUGGGUGUAAAAAAACAUUCCAAGUAAUGGCUGUGAUGACUCCGUAUGGAAGUGGGUUAUUGUAAAUUCCCUAAUGAACGAACAGCAAGGAGGAGCUCCCUUUCUCCCUUCCUUCAGUUCUUGGCACGGAUGAACUUGACUGUUGCUCUGAGCUUGCAGAGUUGUUUCAUUCACGGGUUUUACUGAAUAUAUUCAAUGUGACGAGACCAAUCUUGCCACUGUGAAGUGGAGUAGCCUGGUUGCCUGCCUGCUGCCUUUAGACUGUGGCCCCAUGUUGAAACGCUUGAUUUUCCCCUGCGAUGACACGAAAGCCGGGUCAUUCGGUGCUAGCCCUGUUUGAGCGGUGAUACCCCAGAUAGCUAUGCCAUGGAGCCCAUUCGUAUAAUGAAAGACUAUGGGAAAGACUUUGGCUCCAUGGCAAUUGAACUGUAUGUGUGUGCUCUGAGCGCCAUCCAGUAAUAAUGUGCGCUCAGAUCUGAGCUAUCUGGGGAUAUGUUGAAUGUACCUGUUUUGUGCAAUGGCUGCACAGUUAUAUGUUUUUGUGUUUUAUUGUCUUUUGCUGCCAUGUGUUCAAUGGAGUUUUGCCUCUGUCCUUGGAGAUAAUUGGAUUACUUCCCAAUUAUCUCCAGGAUAGAAGACUCUGUGAAACUGGUUUUGGGUAGAAAAGCCAUGCUUCCUUUGGUCACAAAGGACUACGAUCUAUCUUUUGAACCACAGGACCAAUUUGGAUGAUUUUGACAUAUGUUUGUAUUUGGAGUAUGCUGAUUCUGAAAAUGUAAGUUUUAUGUGAAUGUAUGAUGCAUACUUUUCAAGUUAUGAAUAAUGUGGAAAAAUUGUAUUUCUCUGCUUGUGAUAAUUACAUUACCUAUUGUGUAAGAUAAUUGUAUCACAGGCAGAGGGGAGGAUUUUGUGUUGGAGUGUCUGAGUGUAUUGUAUGUGUUUACUGGUUGUGUUCCAAAACCCUGUGGGUGGUACUAAGGUGUAUAUAAGAACAAUAAACCCACAGCUCUGUCAGACCACUGCUUGACCCUCAACACGGAGCCUUGUCUCGUCCUUAGGGGGAUUUACUGUAUGCUGAUAGAGACUGAUUGCUAGGAGUGUAAGCCACUUGGGUGCUUUUCCUAUUCGUCUGCUAGCAGGUAUUCGUAUGGUUCCAGUUCGUGAGUUUGGAGUGCUAUAUUGUAUGCAGUUCGGGAGAUUGGAGCAUUCCCUUAUUUGCGGUUCGGGAGUUUGGUGUUCUACAGUAGCUGUGCCUGCAUCUCUGAAAGGGGACGAUCGCCUAAACGGUUUUAACCCCUUGUGUGCUGAAAAGGUCCGUUACAUUCAAUAUGUGCAGGCCCUGAGAAUUUGCAGUAAAUGAGGCGAACUCAUAGACAGGCCUGUUCUAUUUUUGUAUUGAAACUGGAGGCUCCACUCAAUGUAAGACUCUGUAAGCUGUUUGCAGUUAACCUAAGGUGCCUUUAAAUAAUGUAACAGAAUUUGUGUGUAAUCUGUUUAAAUGGUGUUAAACUGGGUCUGAAUUAUCUUUGAAGUAUUCACUGUCUUCUAAUUAUCACAUGCUGGGUUAUUUACUGAAAUAUGAGUUCCCAGGAAUGCCAAGUUUUAGGGGGCAAUAGCUGGAUUGGAAAAAAUAAAACCCUUAACUGCAGUCUUUUCAUUUUGUGUAAUUUAGCUUGAAAUCUAAAACUCCCAGUGUAUUCCUGACAAUUCAUCCUGUUUCAGUAACUUUCAGUAACGUGUCUCCAAUCGCGUCUCUCUUCUUUCCGCUCAGGCCUCCACUCAGAGGAUUCUUAAUGGAUGGCGAUUUCUUUGUUGCAGCUUCUCUUGCCACCACUCUCACCAAGAUCGCGCUGCGCUAUGUGGCUUUGGUUCAAGACAAAAAGAAGCAAAACGUAAGUUUAUAGUCUCUGCUUCCUAGGGACCAGGGUUUCCUGAGUGAUCUUCUGUUUCCUGGGUUAAAGAGGAGGUAACUGCAGAAGCAGCAGAUGCUGGGAUUUUGCUGCAAACAAGGGACAUUCAGAGUGUCUUCAGAAUUGUUUGUGAAUUUUCCUGUUAAUUAGCAAGUUGCAUAAUUUAUCCACGUCCCCUUCUGUCUCCUUCCAGUCUUUUGUUGCUGAAGCAAUGUUGCUCAUGGCUAGCAUUCUUCACCUGGGUAAGUCCUCUCUCCCAAAGAAGCCCAUCACCGAUGACGAUGUGGACAGGAUCUCACUGUGCCUGAAGGUCUUAUCUGAAUGUUCUCCGCUAAUGAAUGAGAUCUUUAACAAGGAAUGUCGCCAGUCUCUCUCCCACAUGCUCUCCGCCAAGCUCGAGGAAGAGAAACUUUCACAGAAGGUAAAAAUUAUUUGCACGUUGCUCCCUGCGUCUUUGUACACCAGAGUGAGUGUUAUACAGAGACAUAUUGUUACUAUAUGGUGGGCACUCAUGCAUACACAUCUGUGUGUUGUAUGGAGUUAAUAUCAGAUUGUGUGCAGUGCAUAUUAUUGUAAGUCAAUAUUUUGGUUAAAUAAACCUGUUCGUUUCGUGGUGGCUAGAAAACUCUUCCAACACAAGGGGGUUGUGUAUAACUGAUUGUAGGUUAUGGACUAGAUAUCUUUUUAUUUUAUGCGGUUUAUGGUCCUUAGAUUCAACUUUAUCCACUAUAGUCCGUUGUAGUGAUUAUGUUGCUAGGACCAUAGACAUAGUCAGUUUGGUCCCCGAGCAUCUGCAGCCUAGCUCCCAAUUUGCUGGAUUGCUAAUUUAGAAAUUCCUCUUCUGCAUCAUCAAAGUCCAUUUCAUCCAGGUUUAAUUGAAAUUGCCAAUGUUCAACUUCCGCAUUAACAAAUUUCAAUCGGGUUAGACAAGCUGUAAGUGCCAUGGGGAAGCCACAGUUGGUCAAAUGACUUGACUCAGAACCAGAGGAUGAAGUCUGCUGUCUUCUAGUACCAUAACCAUUACAACAGGAGUGCUUAGUGUCUCUUUAUUCUGCUCCAGUUGGGCUUUGUUCACAUGUGAUUGACUAAUUUGGCGAUACAUAAAUUGCUACCUUUAACCUCCUUGAUGGCAUUUUGGAUUAUUAAUAAAACAAAAUCCUAAAAGUUCACCAAAUCCUAAAUUAUUGCAGUUGUGAUAUUAUAGAAACUAAAAAUAUUGCAUCUUUUGAUCUGGCCACAGUUUCUCACUAGUAUAAUAAAUAAAAAUAAAUGGAGGAAGGGCAUGAAUCGAGUGGUAAUAUAUUACAAGACUUUCCUGUUAUUUAGCUGCGCAGGUAUUUUCAAAUACAGUGGAUGAUGUUAUACCUGCAUGAAACAGCAGGGGGCACAUUAGGCGGAGUUUUUUACCCUGGGGCAGCAGCUGCCACUUUUAAUGUAUCGGCGUAACUCCCAUCACUCUCAGAAUAGAUCUGAGCUAUAUGUCCUAGUCUAAGAUUAAAGGAGUUGUAAUAUAAAACAGACUUAAUGCUGAAACAAUCAUUGGGGAGCAUAUCAUGUCCUAUUUCGUUGUGGAGAUUUUGGUGGCAUUUUCCCAUAAUAAAUCCACACUGCUGUCUUGCAAGAAAGAGUUUGUUCUGUGUCAUUAAACAUUAGAAGGGGUAAGCGCUAAACAGAUGAUGGGCAGAAAUCUACACACAUGAGGUAGAUUUAGAAUAUCCUAAAUGCUGCAAAAUUGUUCAAUGAAGUGUUGACCUCUCAAUUCUCAAUCGACUUCUUAAUUCACUGGGAUCUGCAUUAUACAUCUCGUUGUUUUCCUGUUAAACAGAAAGAAUCUGAGAAGCGCAGUGUGACCGUGCAGGCUGACGAUCCCAUAUCCUUCAUGCAACUGACAGCCAAGAAUGAGACGUCCUCAAAGGAAGAUCAGUUCCAACUGAGUCUGCUCGCUGCAAUGGGGACCACCCAGCGAAAGGAAGCUGCGGACCCUCUGUCGUCCAAACUAAACAAGGUAAAUUUCUUUGAAAUCAGCAGAUCAAACUCAUAUUGCUGCACUGAGUAAAUACGUAUAGCAUUAGUGUUUUAUUGUGUACUGUUUAAUAGUGUUUUUGUUAGUUUUAUUCUUUAAAUCUUUCAUACUCUAAUUUAAGAGAGAAAAAUAAAUUCAAGAAACCCCCAGUUUUUACACGCUCCUAAUUUUUUUUUAAUUUGAAAUUCUGACAUUCUUUAAGUGCGUUCAGCUUCGUGUCCAGGAUUCUUCAGAAUUCCUCAGCCACUCGACGUGUGUGUGUGUAUUUUACUGCAUUUGCAAUUGUGAUGUGCAAAGUUUUUAGUUGCAGUAUAAUCUCAUUUUAAAAUGGCACAAUGUCCUCUACAUACCAUUCUCAUUUUCCCUGGUAGGUUACACAGCUAACCGGUUUCUCAGACCCAGUCUACGCAGAAGCUUAUGUACACGUUAACCAAUAUGACAUUGUUCUGGAUGUAUUGGUUGUCAAUCAGACCAGCGACACCUUGCAGAACUGCACUCUGGAGCUGGCCACUUUAGGUAAGUGGAUAGGAUUUGUUUCAUGUCAACGUGGAGGUGCUAAUACAUAAAAUGGAGGAGGGAGGGAACUAUUUAUUCUUCCUAUUUGUUGCAGAGUUUUUCAAAGAAUUCUAUUGGUGACUGUUGAGAACUUUGUUCUUGUGUUACUCUAAGUAGCAAAUUCAUCAAAAUGUGUGAAGUUCUAUAAAAUGGAAAUAGAGCAAAUGCACAAUCCUUAGUACAGCAAUGAUGUCUGCUGGUGCUCUGUGCUGCCAGCAGGUGGCAGUAAAUGUUUAUUUUAAAUCUAUAUAAGAAGUCAAAAUACCAGAGUAUUGCAGUAUGCAAUGAUGCAUUUUUUUUAUUGGACUAACAUAUUCUUUAAAAGACUAGCUUCCGAGAAUUUUCCUCUCUUUCUCAGGUCUAAAACAAUAUUUAGAAUAUCUCUAAAUCUUGUCUUUGAAAUAUUAUGUUAGACAAAAAAAAAUUGUCCUGCAUUAAUGGCAUCUUGUCUACUGGACUGAUACGACUAAUGGCUUAAUCUACAUUAAAUGUAUAUACUCUGGGCUUGCAAGAUCAUGUCUUUCUUUCCUUGUACCCGGUAGGUGAUUUGAAGCUGGUGGAGAAGCCAUCUCCUCUGACUCUUGCCCCGCACGACUUUGCCAACAUUAAAGCUAAUGUCAAAGUUGCAUCUACAGAGAAUGGGAUCAUUUUUGGGAAUAUUGGUGAGUGUGGCAUUGCUGGGAGCGUUCACUUGUGUGGGAUCAUAUAAUUACUGGAACAAACCCUUAUUUGUAGAUUAUAGGGACACUAUAAUGAUUAAGUAGUUAGAUCAGUUUGAAUUUAUUGCUUCAUUUUUUUUAUUAUUUUUAAAAGUCUUGGAAAGUGUUUGUCUGUAUUUAUGGUGCAGUGUGAAGAGUAAGAAGCCAGACAAUGGCACUUCAGAAAAGGUUCUUUCGCGAGCAAUCUGUGCCACAAAGUACCCAUCACAUUCACGUUCCACCCAAUGUCUAAUGCCAGGCUGAUAUCUUGUACUGAACCCACCUAUUACUUGCAGAACUGAACGCACAUCACCUGCAGCAUCUAAAUGGCGACCCUUUUAUACAGAAUUUUACACUUGGCCGAUCACACAACAUACAUAGCUGCUUCUUGACGUAGCACUUACCUAGUAGAUGAUCCAACAGUUUAAUAACACAGAGCUCUGCCAGGCCUGAGAUUGUGCCCACCUCCACUGCAUUGACCAGACUAAAGACGGCCACAGUGGCUUAAUGAUUUAAGUAAAAUAUUGUCCCAGUGCUGUAAGGUGAUAAACCACCAAUGUUUCCAAUUGGUGGUAGCCUGAAUCCAACGUUAUACAACACAAAAUGGGGUCUACUAGAUGCGCUACUGCAGCCCUAUUAUGAAAACCUUGAAUAUUCACUCUUUCCCCUCACACUAAAUUGGGUUGCACAAGUGGAUCCCAUUUUGCGCUCAGUCUUUCCACUGCGUUGAUAUUACCCAAUUCAUACUUCCUUAUCUUUUCCAUCCAAGCUUAACAGAGUUGAUCUCCAUGGGGUGCUGAGCAAAUCUAAAUCUCAUAUCUCCAAUUCCAUUUACAGUGUAUGACAUAUCUGGGGCAGCAAGUGACCGAAACUGUGUAGUCCUGAGUGACAUUCACAUUGACAUCAUGGAUUACAUCCAGCCAGCAUCCUGCACAGACACAGAGUUCAGACAGAUGUGGGCGGAGUUUGAGUGGGAGAACAAGGUAAGUGCGGCAUUGAACGAGCUGCGACUUCCUUGUUAGGGAUUUUAUUACAGUGUAUAUUUUCUGACAUUUCCUGACCCCGUUAUGUUUUACACCAUUUCCAGCCCUUUAUAUUAAAUAUUCCAACCAAUCACUACAUCCUUAAAGUGAUGAAUCAUUUGUGUAAUUUUUUAUUUCUCCAGGGUCCUCGUGUCAUGUUCCCCCACAUUCUGCUUGGAAAAACUUCCCCAAGCAGCAUGCAUCCCCCUUUAACACAAACACUGGAAUAAUUGCUUUAAUAAUAGUUGCUUUUGAUAGAGAUCAGCCUGUAGGAUGGUUCUCCUGUUCUGUCACUCAAUUCUUGGCAUAGAAGUAAAUGUACACUUUUAUCUGCAUUUCCUCCAGCACUAUGUGUAUAGUUACAUUAGGAUUUUCUUACCUUAAUGUAAGGUUGUAUGUGCACAAUGGUUACACAUUAAACAGAAAGGAAGACAUUUAAGGGAACACUCCUGACACCUAAAGCAAUUCAGCUUGCUCUAGGCACCAUAACGACUUCAUCUAAGUGAAGCUGGAAUAAUACCAGUAGGUCCUGAGCUUAUUUUUACCUUAAGGGGUUAAACAGAUUACAAAUGUUUUAACCCCAAAGUAGUGAAAAACUGCACUAGUCUGCUAUGCACCUCUCCUUCCAGUGAUGGUCCAAGGCUUCAAUCAGCCUCAGAAUAGGCACUGCUGAUAGGCUGAGUGUGUCAGCUUACUUCUCAGCCUAUCAAACUGUGAGAAAGGUACGUACCUCAUUGAGACGAAGUUAUGGUGUCGUUAGUGUUUCUUUAAGGUGUUAAUUUCCUGUCUCUGAGGCUUCCUAAAAGUGCCAAUUUCAAAAGUUUCAUUUAGGAACACCUCCUAACUGUCAGCUAGAAGGGUUUCCUGUCUCACUUAAUUCAAACUGUUGUACAAAUCGUAAGUGAGUGACCCUCACGGCAUUGGCGGAUCCGGGGGGGGAGGGGAACUGGGCAAUUGCCCCCCGAGAUUCUCCCCUGCCGGCUAAUGCAGGGCUGGUAUUGUCCAAGUGCCAGCCCUGCAAUGUGCCUGCGGACCGGGGAGGGAGAUCAGAGAUCUCCCUCCCCGGUCUGCAGGCACAUUGCUGACAGCGGCGGGGGAGUGAGAGAGAGGACCUGGGAGCUCUGCCUGCAGCUCCUCCGGGUCCUCCUCUCUGGAGAUUUGGAGCAUUGCCGCUGUUACCACGGCAACGGUCCAAAUCUUGCGAGAGUGAAGUCUAGCCCUGGAGCACGGGCUAGAGUUCACUCUCCCCACUGAGACCACCAAUGAAUCCCCCACCGGACCACCAGGGAAAUGUCCCCCGUCCUCCUCAACAAAGGUAAGAAGGGAGGGAGGACAUCAAUAUAUUUAUUUAAAUAAAAAAUAUUUUUUUUUUUAAAAAGCCUCCCUACCCUCCUUCCUCCCCCAUACAAACACACUGCCCCCAUACACACACACUGCCCCCCACAGAUACACUGCCCCCACAUACACGCACACUGCCCCCACAUACGCGCACACUGCCCCCACAUACGCGCACACUGCCCCCACAUACGCGCACACUGCCCCCACAUGCGCGCACACUGCCCCCACAUGCGCGCACACUGCCCCCACAUGCGCGCACACUGCCCCCACAUGCGGCACACUGCCCACUGCUUUCUGCCCCACAUGCGCGCUUUUCUCCCCACAGAUACACUGCCCCAUACACACUGCCCCACACACUGCACCCACACUACAAACACACUGCACACCCAUACACACACACUGCAAAUACACACACUGCCCCCACACAUACACACACACUGCCCCCAACCAGCACACACACCACAAACCUGCACACACAGACACAUACAGUGCCCUACACACACUGCUGCCCCCCUACACACAUUGCCCCACACCCACGACCCCCAUACAUACAGUGCCCCCCAUACACACACUUCCCCCCCAUACAUAAAGUUCCCCCCCAUACAUAAAGUUCCCUCCCCAUACACACACUGCCCCACAGUUCCCUCACCAAACACACAUACACACACUGCCACCCUCACACACACACACUGCCCCACACAUACACUGCCCCCUAACACACACUGCAACCAUGAUAUACACUGCCGCACUCACACACACUUUACCGCUCACACACACUGCACCCCUAACACACACCACUGCUCCUAUGACCUAUAUCCCAGCAGACCCCAGGUAAGUUGUCAAACUGUUCUUAAACGGUAUGACUACUCUCGGGUGGGAUCCUGGCACUACUGGCAUCAUAACUACUACACUGAGCUGUAGUGGUUAUUGUGCCAGGAUUAUUUAUUCAAAUAAUCUACAAGUGCCCCUCCCGAGAUCAGGCUCUGGAUCCGCCACUGCCUCACGGAGAAGCUUGGGUUUAUCGGUGAUGGGGGUGAUAAAACUAAACUGAAUAAGGAACACUUCAAUUAAAAAUUCGAUAGAAUUUGUUUUUUUUCUUUUAAAACUUUAUUUGGAGUUUGUAUUUUUUUUUUCCUAUGACAAUUAAAAAAACUGUGUGUCUUUAAUUACAUCACUCCUGUUCUUUCUUUCUUUGUAGGUGACCGUUAACACAAACAUUAUCGACCUGAAUGAAUAUUUGCAGCAUAUUCUCAAAUCUACAAAUAUGAAAUGUCUCACCCCAGAAAAGGUAUGUGAUGAGAUCUUUCAGGCUGGUUGUGACAAAUGCAUAAAAAUGCAUAUAUAAACCUGAAGAGUUAGCUGUAAAUCAGUAGGGAUUGCGGCAACCUGUCAUUAAAUCAGGAAGUGGCCAAUCCUGCUCCCUUUUUCAUUGGUAGCUGAACAUAGUACAUAUGUCUGGCCAGGAUUAUGGGCCUUGCAUAAGAAAAAGCUUCAUGCCCUGCGCUAGUUAAUGGAAUGGUUACUGUAUUUUGUAAUGUUCUGAGUACAUUGUGAGCUGAAUGACGUGUCACAUGUAUUGUGUCCUGUUCUGUGUGUUGUGUAGCAGGGUUGAUAUUGUGUUAAUUGUGCUCAAUUUUUUUUGUACUUGUAUUGCUUGACAGUAUUUGUUGCAUAUACAAUAUAACUCACUGUGUGUUCCCCUGACAGGCUUUGUCUGGGUACUGCGGGUUCAUGGCUGCUAACCUCUACGCUCGUUCCAUAUUUGGAGAGGACGCACUCGCCAAUGUCAGCAUUGAAAAGCCAAUUCACCUGGGUCCAGACGCCCCUGUGACCGGCCACAUACGAAUUAGAGCCAAGAGCCAGGUAAGUGAAAUCAUGUCUCCUUUGUGCGAUUAAAACAUAGUAUUUCAUACUUAACAGCCCGUGUUCGGGGUACAAUGAAAAAGUUAGAAAAAGUUUGGGGCCCUUGGGUAGCUAACGCAGCAAGUGUGUGAUGUACACAUAAGCGAGACUCCCUUGGGCAGGCUUGGAUGGAGUGGUUGUAAGUUAGACUGGAUUCCUCUGCGCUCCCACUCCACUUACUUCUUCCUCUUACUUUUCCCUUUCCCUGUACUAUCUCAUUCUAUCUUCACACAUACCCCUCUUAUAUCUUUACUCUUCUCUUACUUUUGUCUGAGAGAAUUAUAUACAACUGACCUAACAUUGCCUUACAAUGUGUAAACAACUGGCACUGCUAAAGGAUGUGGUCAGAAGAUUAUAGGUGCAAAAGGAUAAUAAUUCGAUAGAGCUAGAGAAAAAGACAUAUGGGGCCCGUGCAUAAUCGCAGGGGAAUGGAUGGGGCAUGUUCUAUUGACAAAAUAAAUGUUUGUUUGGCGGUCUUAGCCUUGUUAUAUUUUUUAUAUUUUUCGUGUAAAACAAAAAUCUACCAGGGAGAACAGAGAUACAGUGCUGUAAUGUAUGAUAGAUACACUUCAUGUUACUAUGUUGCAGUAAGGGGGUGCAAAGAUUGUUAGCUCACUGUUAUUGCAAAUACGAUACAAUACUUUUUUGCACGGUGUAACAAUGUAUUACAAUGUUUUGAUGCAUCAUGUUCUCAGUGUAAUGUUCUGCCUUGGAAUAAAUAAAGAAUUAAAAAAAACAAAAAAAACAUAGUAUUUCAUAAAGACUCCAUAGCACAAAGCAGGGACUAGUCUGAGGUUACAAAAGGCUGUUCAAUCCCAGCAGUCAUGACAAGGGAUGGCUGUGGGAUUCAGGCAUCGUCAGGCGUGUUUAUUGGGAGUCAUAAUCUGUGGGGUCUUUGUUAGACCUCAGUGUUGUAGUCUCAUGGCACCUGGCAGUUAAAGUGCCAGGAGCUGAAGAAUAAACUUAGAAUGAAGAUGGCAGCAGCCGUGAGUGACUGCUUCAAGUAAGUAGAAUUACAGCCACCGGACUCUAACCUGACAUGUCACAUUUGGGGGUCUUUGUAAAAUAUAUAUAAAGACCCCCUAAAAUGACAUUCACUUUAAAGUGCUUGCUAGCCAGUUUAAAAUGAUUAUUCAGCAUCACAUCAUGGUUCAUAUUCUGAUUAAAAUAAUCCAUACUGACAAAUCCCAGCCCUCACUUUAGCAGUAUCUUAAAAAUCUGUGUCUCCCUGCGUGGUAUAAAGACAUCUAGUCCAGAUCUGUUCCGUUGCUCCUAGUUUUUUCUGUAAAUGAUUUGUGCUUUUUCUUUCUAGGGAAUGGCUCUGAGUCUGGGAGACAAGAUUAAUCUAUCUCAAAAGAAGACAAACCUAUAAAGCAGGUUCCGGAAUCCAUUCCAUGAGAUAUCUAUCAGCGGUCGGCUGUUAAACUUGGAUCUUGCUGUCUCUUUUUUCCUCCCUGCUCUCAGUGUGUAGUAGCGUUUCUGACUGCACCAACGCUGAAAAUUCCUAGCAAGUUGAGAUCUCUGCCAUCAUGAUUCAGUAAACCUACAAGUUCAAUAUAUAUAUUUUAUUUUUGGUCUUAUAAUAAUACUGUGUCCUAAACUCCAAGGCUCUGUGUCUGUGCUCAUCUGUUGUGACAAUUGACAAUAAAACAGUCCUUUUGAUUACUUUUGUCUGUAGAGAUGGGUUUAUUGUGUAGUCAGAACUUCAAAUUUUCCAUAUUUAUCUAGAUUUACCUGUCCCCUUCCUGCUACUACAUGGUGCCGGUCAUACUCAGUUAGAAUGUGGACAGCCACUGUGUAUUUAUACAUCCGAAGAUAGCUUCAUGAUCAAAGACUUUAUUUUACAAUUGUGUGGUUCAUUUAUUUUUUCAACAUUUCAUAGAUAGGGUCGUUACUUAAAGGACCACUAUAGACACCCAGACCACUUAAGCUCAAUGAAGUGGUCUGGGUGCCAGGUCCAUCUAGGGUUAACCCUGCCUCCUGUAAGCAUAGCAGUUUCUGAGAAGCUGAUAUGUUUACAAUAGGGUUAAUUCAGCGUCUAGUGGCUCUCAUUGACAGGCACUUCGGUGCUUCUCACUGUGAGAAGAUGCCAGCGUCUAUAGGAAAGCAUUAAGCUGGCCCCCCAGCCUUGCGGGAUGGGGGCUAUGAGGGUGGGGGGAGGGGGGGGGACCUAUUAACACUAUAGUGCCAGGAAAAGGAGUUUGUUUUCAUGGCACUUUAGUGGUCCUUUAAAUAAAUGCCCUUUCUAUAAUAAGUUUGUGAUUUCACAAGAGCUUGUUACCUCAUGCUGUAAAUACAGUGCACACAAAGAAUGUCAUUAUCACACAUACUAGACAAAGCCACUUAGUAAGGGGUUAACUGCUCUCGGACUGGGAAUUGGGACACAUUCCACCCAAAACAGGGUUAUUCACAAACUUGAACUAUCGGGAAUUCAAAGUGAAUUUAUAGUUGGGUUUUUUUCCCCAAAAAGUAGCUUAGUUGGAAAAAUUUUUCCUAGUCGGUAGUUUUCAAUUUUUGGAUUAAAGGUACACUAUAGUCACCUGAACAACUUUAGCUUAAUGAAGCAGUUUAGGUGUAUAGAACAUGCCCCUGUAGCCUCACUACUCAAUCCUCUGCCAUUUAGGAGUUAAAUCCCUUUGUUUAUGAACCCUAGUCACACCUCCCUGCAUGUUACUUGCACAGCCUUCCAUAAACACUUCCUGUAAAGAGAGGGUUUCUUUAUUGCAGGUUCUGUUUAAUUAAGAUUUUCUUAUCCCCUGCUAUGUUAAUAGCUUGCUAGACCCUGCAAGAGCCUCCUGUAUGUGAUUAAAGUUCAAUUUAGAGAUUGAGAUACAAUUAUUUAAGGUAAAUUACAUCUGUUUGAAAGUGAAACCAGUUUUUUUUUUCAUGCAGGCUCUGUCAAUCAUAGCCAGGGGAGGUGUGGCUAGGGCUGCAUAAACAGAAACAAAGUGAUUUAACUCCUAAAUGACAGUGAAUUGAGCAGUGACAUUGCAGGGGAAUGAUCUAUACACUAAAACUGCUUUAUUUAGCUAAAGUAAUUUAGGUGACUAUAGUGUUCCUUUAAAUUUAAAAAUCACUGUAAUUCCUCAACAAUUCACAACUUAGUGACUAACCCUGAUAACAACCGAAAUCAUAUUUUCGAGUUGAAAUAUUUUGCCCAGCUGAGCCGUUAUUAGAUUGAGAUUAUUACUAUAGGUUUGUCUUAAUUUUCAGAAAGAGGUUUUUAUACGUUGAAACAAUGUGGAUCAGUUAUUUAAAUCUUGAACAAUGUUUGUUAUGUGAGAUUUUCAUUAGAUGCGCACAUGGGCGGUUCUGAAAUAUGUGUAUUCACAAAUAUCCAACACGUUCAGAAACUGCAUGGUUUAUUUACUAAAAAGUGAAAUCAAUACAGAUUUGAAAAAUGCACCUGUGAUUUAUAGUCUAACGGGAGAUUUCUUUUUCCAAAUUGCCCUUUUUGAUUGAAGUGUUUAAAUUGUGUUCACUGUUCACAUUUCAUGUAAGCAAUACAGUGCUUAUCGCUGAAAGUGCGAUAAUUAUUAUAGAACAGAACAAGCUGGAUGUUAAAACAAUCAUGAUAUGUGUCAUCACCUGACCUGCCCCUCACAGGAGAUAAUUAAAUAUUCCAAUCAAUGUGAAUGGAUCAUGUCCCCAGCUGGCCAGCGCUGGUUGUGCACACACCGGCUAUCCAUCAGAAUGUGCAAUGACUUUUUAGGAUUUACAGGAUUCUAAUGGAAACAGCUGGGAAAGCUUAAAAAAAUUCUCCAAUUUGCAUUAAUUUUAACUGC